UUUAAAGAAAAAGAAAAAUAAAAUAAAAAUAAAAAAUACUCUCCGUCUCUCUCUCAAAAACGGAAAAAGAGAAGGAAAAAUUGUCCCCAAUCUCCGUCCCAAUUCGGAGGGGUCGGGGACGAUGCAGGUUCGGAUCUCGCCGAGCAUGAGAAGCAUCACUAUCAUAUCAUCAUCAUCUUCUUCUUCCUCGAGCAACGGCAACAACUUCAAUGUCGGUGCCGAAAGCGGGCAUCUCUCGGAUUUGAUGAAGGUUGUCAAGAUUGCUCCUCGCUCAUUCUCGUAUAGGACCCUCUUCCACACGAUCCUUAUCCUCGCUUUCCUUUUGCCUUUCGUCUUCAUCCUUACUGCCAUCGUCACGCUCGAAGGGGUCAACAACUGCUCUUCUUUUGAUUGUUUAGGAAGGCGACUGGGACCAAAGUUUUUGGGUAGGGGUGGAGAUGAUUCAACGAAGCUAGUAAGAGAUCUGUACAAGAUAUUUGAACAAGUAAAUUCUGAGGAAGUUCCAGUUGGUGUCGAGUUGCCAGAAUCAUUUAGUCAUUUUCUUUCUGAUGUCAAGAACAACCAAUACGAUGCAAAGACAUUUGCUAUAAGGUUAAAGGCCAUGAUAGAGCUCAUGGAGGAGGAGAUAAAAAGAUCAAGAUUGGCAGAACAAUUGCACAAACAUUUUGCAGCCAGUGCUAUUCCGAAAGGCAUUCACUGUCUCUCCUUGCGGUUGACUGAUGAGUACUCUUCCAACGCUCAUGCAAGGAAACAGCUGCCACCCCCAGAGUCGCUACCUUUUCUCUCUGACAACUCCUACCUCCAUUUUGUUCUAGCCACUGAUAAUAUCCUUGCAGCUUCAGUAGUGGUGAACUCAGCCGUGAAGUCUUCUUCAAGACCCGAAAAGAUUGUUUUUCAUGUUAUCACUGAUAAGAAGACUUACCCUGGGAUGCAUUCAUGGUUUGCCUUGUAUCCUGUAUAUCCAGCCAUUAUCGAGGUGAAAGGUGUUCACCAGUUUGACUGGUUGACGAGAGAAAAUGUCCCUGUUCUCGAAGCUAUAGAGAACCACCUUGCUGUUAGAAAUCAUUAUCAUGGGAAUCAUGUGGUAGGGACCAAUGUCACCGACAACCCAAGGGUUUUCGCUUCCAAACUUCAGUCCAGAAGUCCAAAGUACAUUUCAGUACUGAACCAUCUUCGUAUAUACUUGCCUGAGCUCUUUCCAAAUCUCGACAAGGUGGUCUUUCUUGAUGAUGAUGUUGUUAUCCAGCGUGACCUUUUGCCACUUUGGGAGAUUGAUCUUGAAGGAAAGGUUAAUGGUGCCGUUGAAACUUGUAGAGGGGAAGACGGAUGGGUGAUGUCCAAGCGAUUCAGAACAUAUUUCAAUUUCUCUCAUCCUCUUAUAUUCAAAAACUUAGAUCCUGAUGAAUGUGCAUGGGCCUUUGGGAUGAAUGUCUUUGACUUGGCUGCGUGGAGAAAGACAAGUAUCAGGAGCACAUAUCAUUAUUGGGUGAAGGAGAAUCUAGGAUCAAAUUUGACUUUAUGGAAGCUCGGAACAUUACCUCCAGCAUUAAUAGCAUUCAGAGGCAAUGUGCAUCCUAUCGACCCCUCCUGGCACAUGCUUGGGUUGGGUUACCAAGAGAAGUCUAACCUGGAGAGUGUCAAGAAUUCUGCUGUGAUACAUUACAAUGGACAGUGUAAGCCAUGGCUAGAGAUAGGAUACAAGCACCUGCAGCCUUUCUGGACAAAGCAUGUAAACUACUCUAAUGACUUUAUAAGGAAAUGUCACAUAUUGGAACCUGAAGAAUAGGAAUAGGAGGAUUGAGCCAUUUUGCAGCUGGAGCAGGGUAUUUUUAUUAAAGAAGCAACAAAACAACAACAGCAAUACAACAACAACAAUCUAGAAGUUUUGUCCAGGGAUGGGUGAUGCAGUUGAAGCAAAAGCAGUGCCCCUCCGUUUACAGUUAAAAGGGAACCAAUUGCAUCAAAAAUGGCAAAAGUGAUUCUUUUCCUUAGUAUCAUAUUGAUUCAAGGAUUCAUCAUCCUAAAUGCGCAUGAGAAUGGUGAAGCAUAUCAGUACCCACACAAUUCUUGGUGGGUGUUGCAGCAUAUUGCAGAGAUCACCAAAUAGUAGAAGCAAAGAACAAGAUUGGAGAGUCAUAAAUGUAAUUGCGGAGCACUCGGGUCACAUAUUUUCUUUUGUCCUUUCCCACUAUUUUUUGCCCAAAUUUUGUUUUUUUUUUGUUUAUUGUAUUCAUCUAAUUGUUUAGUGUUUGUUGUACUGUACCCCAUUGGAUUUGUGAGAUAGUUGGAUACUGGUUACUGUUCAUGCAAUACUGAAAUGUGCAUAUAAUUCUUUUGCUUA
This is a messenger RNA of Asparagus officinalis (garden asparagus), 2341 nucleotides long. Its product is annotated as probable galacturonosyltransferase 13. Gene Ontology annotation, molecular function: polygalacturonate 4-alpha-galacturonosyltransferase activity. The transcript has 6 exons. Lineage: Eukaryota; Viridiplantae; Streptophyta; Magnoliopsida; Asparagales; Asparagaceae. The record is from RefSeq and is a predicted model, not a curated record. The coding region runs from base 122 to 1786 and encodes 554 amino acids.